UGUUUUCCUUCUGACGUAUAAUAAAUCAUCAGCUCCCCUCUCCGGCCGUGGAGGAAGCAAGUACCUAUAAAUACGCCCCCGCAAGCAAGCCCGCGCCAGCGCCACCGACCCAGCUGCAAACGGCCGGCCAUGGACUCCACCGAUCCCCCGCCGGCGUCGCCUUCCUCGCCCGGGCCACCAGGCGGCCAGCCGUCCCCGCCGAAGCGGCCCGCGGGGCGCACCAAGUUCCAGGAGACGCGGCACCCGGUGUUCCGCGGGGUGCGGCGGCGCGGGCGCGCGGGGCGGUGGGUGUGCGAGGUGCGCGUGCCGGGCAGCCGCGGGGACCGCCUGUGGGUGGGCACGUUCGACACCGCCGAGGCCGCCGCGCGCGCGCACGACGCCGCCAUGCUCGCGCUCUGCGGCGCCGCCGCCAGCCUCAACUUCGCCGACUCCGCCUGGCUGCUCCACGUGCCGCGCGCCCCCGCGGGCCUGCCCGGCGUCCAGCGCGCCGCCACCGACGCCGUCGCGGCGUUCUUGCGGACGCAGCAACCGCGCGGCGGCGGGGACGCGCCCGCCGCCGCCUCGCAGGGUCAGCGCGCCAAUGCCGCCACGGAGACGGAGUUGGACCACGCCGGCGCGUCGGCGGCGGCGGUGGACGGUGGCGGCGGCAGCGUGGUUGAGGUGGAUGUGUUCGGCGGCAUGGACGACGCCGGGUCCUACUACGCGAGCCUGGCGCAGGGGCUGCUCAUCGACCCGCCGCCGCCCGCCGUAGAGUGCCCCGAGGAGGAGGAUGACGAUUGCGGCGGCGCUGGUGAGAUGGAGCUGUGGGACUAGCCACCUAGCUCUAGCCGCCCCCCGAGUUAGGAGUAGGGCAGAGGAUUAACGAACGCUGUGCGUGCCCGCAAACAAAACAAUCUGAUUUUCGUUUUA
Messenger RNA from Zea mays, 909 nucleotides. RefSeq lists its product as uncharacterized. The transcript has a single exon. The record is from RefSeq and is marked validated. Gene Ontology annotation, molecular function: DNA-binding transcription factor activity; DNA binding. Bases 130 to 813 code for a protein of 227 amino acids. Gene Ontology annotation, biological process: regulation of DNA-templated transcription. NCBI's taxonomy places the organism in Eukaryota, Viridiplantae, Streptophyta, Magnoliopsida, Poales, Poaceae.